AUGUCUUCUGAGUCUCCUGCUCCAUCUGUUGCAGAUUCCCUCCAAGAGCUUGUGCUGAUGCCAGUUAAGCAUCCAAAGCUUUUUCUGAAAUGGAUUUUUCCAAUGUUUGUGUGCUUUCUCUGCUUCUGCUGUCAGAGUGUAUUGCUGCACCUCACAACGGUGAAGUAUGUAAACCUGCACAUGCACAAGGAACCGCUUCCGGAGGACAUAGGCCAUGCAUAUCUGGGCAAGGCUCCUGUGCCAAUGAAAAUCCUCGACAUGAUCUCCUGUGGUGUUCUCCUGGGUUUCAUGGUCGGAGCACUGCUGCUUCGAGACCUCAGGACGUGGAGCAAGUUGUUCUUCUGCAACGGGAUGAUGUUUGUAAUGAAAGGAGUUUUCGACUAUGCGACUAUUCUGCCCGACUCAAUUGGGAUGGCUGAGUGCGCGGCCAGGUUAGGAGAAGCUCCAUUGAAAGAGUUCGAAAGGCUGGGAACGCUGAACGGUCAGGAGUUCUUCGAUGGUAUGGUCUCCCUGGAGCUCCGGGGCGUCGCGGGGAAAUGGCCAGUCCGAUAUUGUGCAGACAUGUUGUUGAGUGGCCACACCUUUGUCAUGUUGCUGUACUUGCUGGCUGUAGCCGAUCUUGUGCAGCGCUCGACGCUGCUCAUGGAAUCUCCAAAAAGAGAAAUCUGCCAAGUUUUUUUUGGCAUCUUCGCGCUGGGUUGCACUGCAGCAGAUUUGUACUUGAUUGUGAUCAACCAUUUUCACUACACCGUGGACGUGAUCAUGGCGAUCAUUCUCACGUUCCUCCUUUAUACAAACGCAGGCAUAGCGAUUCUUGUUCAGUGGUUCGCUUCCGAAUACGGCGAGAGCAGCCGGAAUACGGAGGAUAGUGGAAUGGUAUGGGUACCUGCGGCUAUGUUUCCUUUCUGCUGUUUUGGCGGGUACUAUAAGGUCAACCAGAUGUCCGCAAAAGAGGUGGUAAAGCGGCAGGCAGCUGAUGGGAGUGCACUGUGGAAGUCAAUGGCAGGACCAGAGGACCCUGGCUAUGGCACCAUGCAGCCUCCUGGGCAGCAGAAGACACCUGAGGCUGUGGAUCCUUGA
This is a messenger RNA of Symbiodinium pilosum, 1080 nucleotides long. The record is from the annotation of a GenBank genome assembly. NCBI's taxonomy places the organism in Eukaryota, Dinophyceae, Suessiales, Symbiodiniaceae.